Molecule: messenger RNA, 1254 nt
Organism: Pecten maximus
Lineage: Eukaryota; Metazoa; Mollusca; Bivalvia; Pectinida; Pectinidae
Product: sporozoite surface protein 2-like
Exons: 3
Coding region: 1-1254 (417 amino acids)
Source: RefSeq, a predicted model, not a curated record
AUGGAUUUCACUGAGCCAGACAAACAGAUUGUUAGCCUUGUAACAAACCGACGCUCAAUGGCACAAUCCGAUGAUGAGGACUCUGAGAACCAUAUUGGAGAUAGCCAGAGAGGUCACUGGGCACACAAGCUGGACUCACUUCUGUCCCUGAGUGACCUACAGGAUGUUUAUCCUAACUCUCCACGCUCCGUACCGAGUGACCUACAGGAUGUUUAUCCUAACUCUCCACGCUCUGUACUGAGUGACCUACAGGAUGUUUAUCCUAACUCUCCACGCUCCGUACCGAGUGACCUACAGGAUGUUUAUCCUAACUCUCCACGCUCUGUACCGAGUGACCUACAGGAUGUUUAUCCUAACUCUCCACGCUCUGUACCGAGUGACCUACAGGAUGUCGAUCCUAACUCUCCACGCUCUGUACCGAGUGACCUACAGGAUGUUUAUCCUAACUCUCCACGCUCCGUACCGAGUGACCUACAGGAUGUUUAUCCUAACUCUCCACGCUCUGUACUGAGUGACCUACAGGAUGUUUAUCCUAACUCUCCACGCUCUGUACUGAGUGACCUACAGGAUGUUUAUCCUAACUCUCCACGCUCUGUACUGAGUGACCUACAGGAUGUUUAUCCUAACUCUCCACGCUCUGUACCGAGUGACCUACGUGAUCUCAAUCCUAACUCCCCACCACUCCCGAGUGACCUACAGGAUGUUUAUCCUAACUCUCCACGCUCUGUACCGAGUGACCUACAGGAUGUUUAUCCUAACUCUCCACGCUCCGUACAGAGUGACCUACAGGAUGUUUAUCCUAACUCUCCACGCUCUGUACCGAGUGACCUACAUGAUGAUUAUCCUAACUCUCCACGCUCUGUACCGAGUGACCUACAGGAUGUUUAUCCUAACUCUUCACGCUCUGUACCGAGUGACCUGCAGGAUGUUUAUCCUAACUCUCCACGCUCUGUACUGAGUGACCUACAGGAUGUUUAUCCUAACUCUCCACGCUCUGUACCGAGUGACCUACAGGAUGUUUAUCCUAACUCUCCACGCUCUGUACUGAGUGACCUACAGGAUGUUUAUCCUAACUCUCCACGCUCUGUACUGAGUGACCUACAGGAUGUUUAUCCUAACUCUCCACGCUCUGUACUGAGUGACCUUCAGGAUGUUUAUCCUAACUCUCCACGCUCUGUACUGAGUGACCUACAGGAUGUUUAUCCUAACUCUUCACCACUCCGUACCGAUUGGUCUACGCGAUGUCGAUCCUAA